Molecule: messenger RNA, 1297 nt
Organism: Pseudo-nitzschia multistriata
Lineage: Eukaryota; Bacillariophyta; Bacillariophyceae; Bacillariales; Bacillariaceae
Source: the annotation of a GenBank genome assembly
UAUACUAUACCUUACCAUACUACACACACCAUGCGACACCACAAGAUCCAAGCGGCGGUGCGGAGGAUCCUCCGGCUCUCUUUCCUUCUCGGGCUGGCCUUUGCGGGGACCACGGCCGCCUUUUCGGCGGCUCCCCCCCGGGCCCCGGCACGUUCCGGGGCGAGACCGUCCCCGGCGAGGUUGUGCUCGACCCGGAGCGGCCGGGUCGCGGAAGAGAGCUUUCUCAUGAAGCCCUUCCAGACGGCCUCCGGCGAAACAGUGUGCGUUGCGUAGUGCGCAGUGUCGUCCGUUUCGUUUCGUUUCGUUGCGUUGCGUUGCGUCGUUCUUUGUUGUUCUUUUGUUGUUUCUUCCGCCGUGUUCGAGACCGACCGGCACGAACCAGAGGCUCACCGUGUUUUUUUUGUUUGUCUUGUUCCGUCGUCGCUCGCUCCCGCCGGAUUCGUUCCUUCGGUGCUUGCUGUUCUUGCUUGCAUGUUGCCAUUCGCGAGCAGGAACCCCUAUCGGGUUCUGAAGGUGCCUAGGAGCGCCGAGCGAAAAGAAAUCCGCGAGGCCUAUCGAAGGAUCUCCAAGAGGUACCACCCCGACAUUGUGCGGCACAAGGACGUACUCCCGGGAAAUUGGUGAGUGGAACGGACCCGACCGAAUUGGAUUGAAUUGAAUUGGAUUGAUUUGGAUUGGAAUGGAAUGAAUUGGAGCUCUGCCCAACUCGGCUGAGCUCUGGUUCGCUUCGCUUGGUGAUACGGAUGGAUCACUCGUGCCUACGGGUGUGGUUUGGCAUACACGCUUGGUUCUAACAAUCGCACGAUCUCUUUGUAUCGCUCGUGUUCGUGUUCUCCCGUCACGCACCACACCACAUCGCACCAAAUCGCACCCCGUCCCAACAGCAACAGCCACGACGACGUGGAAGCCGAGUGGGAGCGCAUCCAGCUCUCCUACGACAUUCUGUCCGAACGGAAGCGCAGGAUGCAGUACGACCGCCACGAGCUGAUCGCCGACCCCGGGGCCGCCGUGCAGAGGGCGGCGUUCGAAGCGGCCGCCGCCGGCGUCGUGGGCCUCGGAAAGGGCAUCUUUCGCGCCGGCUCGUCCGCCCUGGACCUCCUGGGGGGUGCCGGGAAACGGGACGCCGGGGGCGAGCGGUAGGGGCCGCUGGCGUCGCGUCGCGUUGAAUCGAAUCGAAUCGAGUAAAACGGAACCGAACGGGAUGGUAGUGGGGGACGCUGCAGGUGGCGAAACAGAAUGGUCCUCGUGCGACGGACCGGUAGACAGCUAUUGCAAACAAUAACUUUUAACGUUAAAA